This is a messenger RNA of Trypanosoma conorhini, 1038 nucleotides long. RefSeq lists its product as uncharacterized. The record is from RefSeq and is a predicted model, not a curated record. NCBI's taxonomy places the organism in Eukaryota, Euglenozoa, Kinetoplastea, Trypanosomatida, Trypanosomatidae. The coding region runs from base 1 to 1038 and encodes 345 amino acids. The transcript has a single exon.
AUGAUUCCUAAGCUUAACGUGAGUGCUCUGCUUGACACGAGUGAAAGGGCCAGGGACCGCCAGGGUGCUGUGGGGGGCGGCCGGGGGGAGGCGGUGCGAACGCCACAGGACGCGCGGUCUUCCACGCCCCUGCGCAUCCGCUGCACCGUGAAAGGCGUGCCGCGACUGGCCCGUGGUGGGUCCUCCCCUCAGUCGCGGCGUCCCGGCGCGGCCACCAAGUUAGAGGACGGUGCCGCAGCUCUUGACGUGUCUCAGCGCGCGGAGGAGCUUAGUUAUGUUUUGGGCGGGAACAUUCUGCAGGUUCAGGACGUGCACGCGCUGCAGUUGAAGGCAAUUGAAAUGGCAGAGCGGCUGCUGCUGAUGGAGGAGUGGUAUAAGCGGCAACUGCGAGAGCGCAGCUCAUACGUCGAGCACCGCCUGAUGCAGCUGGGGGCACCCAGAGGCGGCGGCGGCGGUGGUGGUGAUGGUGCCCAAGUAACGCCGACAGCAAUCGAUAAGUCGAUUGUGCCGCGAGUCAUCCGAGGCCAACAGACACCUAUAGGCAUGACAGCAGGGUUGGGCCGCACUACGCUGAGCGUGGGUGCCGCCGCUUCUGGUCGCCGCGCGGCCGCCGCAGCCGCGCCCCACACUCCCAACAGCAGCGGGGGAAACCGGCGGACGCCUGACAGUUCUCGUGGGCGCCUCUCCCGCCACUGUCACGCCACGCCGCUGCGCGAGAUCCCCUCGUCAAGCCAAGCUGUUGCGUCGCGUCACACACCCAUUAGCAGACGCCCGAAUAGAGGGGGAGGGUUGCACAGUGGCAGCCGACCAAGGAAGCCGGGUGUGGAACGACGGAAGUUGCGCAGCGCAAGCUUGAACAUAAGCCUUGGGUCGAGAGGAAGUAGCGAUACGGGAGUCGGUCAACUUCUGGACGACUUUCCAAGGCGACAGAGAAAGCGACGUAGCUUGGGCUCGUCCUUGUUGCUGACGGGGACAGGGACGAGCAACACCCCCAAUCGUCGGCGUCCUGCAUCAGUAAGGCUGGGAUGGACUCCUUGA